Plasmodium inui San Antonio 1 is the source of this 2538-nucleotide messenger RNA. RefSeq lists its product as hypothetical. The transcript has 9 exons. Gene Ontology annotation, biological process: positive regulation of transcription by RNA polymerase II. The record is from RefSeq and is a predicted model, not a curated record. Bases 1 to 2538 code for a protein of 845 amino acids. Lineage: Eukaryota; Apicomplexa; Aconoidasida; Haemosporida; Plasmodiidae. Gene Ontology annotation, molecular function: metal ion binding; transcription cis-regulatory region binding.
AUGGAGGAUGAAGCGAUAAAUUUCAAAAUUUGCAACUUAGUUAACCCGAAAAGAGAAGAAGCGAAAGCCACGCGCCAGCAGUUUUUUGUCCGAAACGGAGCACACAAGGAGAAGGUUUAUGCUAAAAUUCAUCAAGCCCAUCAGCCAUUUCAUCAUCAAGAAGAAUACUUCUUGGCCAAGGAAAGAAAAUCGGACGUGCACUUUGACAUGCUUAAGCCGAAUGACAAGGGAGAGAAAAAUACAGUCGUUAAAAAAGAUGAUGCUGUAGGUAGAAGUGGAGGUGCUUCUGAAAGGGGCGGGACUGCUGGAAAUAACGAGGCUGAGUCGUUAGCGAAAGAGGUACCCUUCGAGGAGAAAUCCCUCGGGGAAGUCGACAGUGGAAAGCGGGAAGGAACGGUUGAGGAGGGAGAAACCCUCAGGGAGAUCGAUGCCCAGGAGAAGGACCAUCAACGGGAGGUUCUCCAAAAUGAUGGACCCCAAAAUUGUGACAUGCAAAGGUGCAGCUCUCCAAACUGCCCCACACACGGCUGCAACAAACCGUGCCGAUGCGCGCAAAUUCCCAUCACGGAGAAACAGCCCUGCGCAGAAAAAGGAAAAAAAAACAAAAAGGGAACCAACGUAAAUUAUAUAGUGCACUACAACAGGUAUAAACCCACCAGGAUAGCUCCCACAUUUAGCAAAACGAAAAAUAACCCCCCAGUGGUAAAAAAAAAUAAAAAUCAAUAUAUUAAUUGCAAUUUCAGAUACUAUGUGAAGGAGAAAAAUUACUUGACACAAAGCGCAGAUGAGAAUAUAAAAUGGGAGCAGAUCGAAAAAGUAGACUACAUGGUGUUUGACAAUACUACGUUAGCAUGUCCAAUAUGUUUAGAGGACAAAAUAAUUUCGCCUAGAAUUACGAAAUGCAGACACAUAUUUUGUUUUUUCUGCAUUUUAAAAUAUUUCAUCGAUGAAAAGAAACAGAUGUGGAAAAAGUGUCCCAUAUGUUUCGAAAUAAUAAACGAAAAUGACCUAAGAGCCGUCAAAUUUCACUACGUAAAAAAUUACAACAUCAAUGACAGUAUCAAUAUGUGCCUUCUUUACACAGAAGAUAAAAAAAUCCACUUAAAAUCGGACAGACUAUAUUUCAAUAAUAACUUCAAAGUAACAAAUAAAAAUCUUGUCAAAAAUAAUAAAACAGGGGAUUAUAAAUAUAUUGUUAAUAUAGAUUAUAUGAAUAAAAAUUUAACGACCUUUAGUCGAAAUCACACAAAUAAAAUUUCCAAAUUAAAUCUCAAUUUGGGCAUUCAGUUUUCAAAGCUUUUUUACUUAUACAAUCCUCUGUCCAUAUGGAUAAAAGAUCUCAACAUUUUUAACUUCAUUUUGACGAAUAAGAAUAUGCACUUCUUCGCGUCAGACCCGAAUGUCAUCGAGAAGGCCAUAGCAAAUAUUAAGUUAAAAAUCAGCGAGUAUUUAAAUAUCCCCAUUGAAAGGAUGAACCCAGAACUGAACUUGGACGACCCGUCCUUCGACUCCUUUUACCUUUAUGACAAUUUGGCCCACGACGUUUAUCUGGCGAAGAACCAGAAAUCGCCCGCGCAAGAGAAAUGUCCACUCGAUUCAGAGAAACCCACCAAUCAGGGUUCCCCGGACUUGAAGCAUUUAAACCAGACCUACUUCUACCAGUGUAUCGAUGGGCAGUGUAUAUUCCUAGACCCCUUCAUUUUGAACUUACUCUUUUUCGAGUGUGACAACAGCAUGAACAGGAUGCCCAAGUUUCUCUGCAACAGGCAAAUCACCUACAUUGAGACCUUCGAGCUAGAUGAAAAAAUCAGAAAAAGGCACGCUAUUUUGUCCCACCUGCCGCUUGGCGUUAACGUCCUGUUCGUUUCGAUCAACAUAGAUGAUCUCCUAUCGGAAAGGACCAAAACGCAUUUUUCGAAGGAAAUAUCUGAGAGGAAGAGGAAGCACCAUUCUAUUUUGAGAAAAAAAAUGAAGGAGGAAAAAUACUUUAAACUACUAGCCGACGAAGAAAUAGACAGGAAGGAAAAACGCUACUGGAAUUUGCCCAACAACACGAUAAACAUACAGAGCGACACCAUCAACAUAAAGAAAUAUCUUCACGGGGCACUGCAGGACGACUCCGUAGUAAAACAAAACGAACAUGCGUUUGUAGAGGAGCUUUUCCCGAAUGUAAAUUGGGAUGACCAAACGGGGGAAAAUAGGACAGGAGGCGGGACAAAAGAUAGGCUAAAAAGUGGACCAAAUGGUCGAAAAAGGGAACCAAAUGGUCCAAGAGGGGAAUCAAAAUAUGGGUCAAAAAAUUACCCCCCCGUAAACUGGGACAACGCCGAAUUGGUCAACGCAGCCGAUCCAAACGUCUGUCACAUUCCGAAGAGAAGUUUUCUUGAAAUAGCGAAACAGAAAAGCGAUGCGGGUGAUAUUAAAUCAGAAAUGGGGAAAAAGAAGGAGGAGAAGUUGUCCAUUGGUUCUGGCUCGGUUCACGUCAAUUUGAUUGAUUUAAUAAACACCAAAACAGCUAAAAAGAAGAAGAGAAAAUAG